Messenger RNA from Psilocybe cubensis, 1869 nucleotides. RefSeq lists its product as uncharacterized. Gene Ontology annotation, biological process: carbohydrate transport; transmembrane transport. The coding region runs from base 1 to 1869 and encodes 622 amino acids. Lineage: Eukaryota; Fungi; Basidiomycota; Agaricomycetes; Agaricales; Agrocybaceae. The record is from RefSeq and is a predicted model, not a curated record. The transcript is spliced from 14 exons. Gene Ontology annotation, cellular component: membrane. Gene Ontology annotation, molecular function: carbohydrate:proton symporter activity.
AUGCAAGUCGCAGUGGAAGCUCAAGUAGCCAGUUGCACUAGAAUACGGCCAACGCCGAAAGGAUCAAUUCUUAACGCGAUCGCCGAUCAACACUUUCCUCUGGGUCCGCAUCCCGGUAUGAACACGCAAAAUGCGGGAUAUAUAGCAUUGUCACCUAGCAAUGACGAAAAUCAGGACUAUCCACCUUCCCAGGAAGCUACUCUUCUCGUAAACCCGAAUGUGGAAGAAUCAAGGACUAUCCAAAUACAUGAGGGCACAUUCACCAUACACCCAACGACGCACCACUAUUCAUAUGCUUAUGGUCCCAAAGGGCUCCCCGGGCUACGUCAUAACAAAUAUGCAUUGUUGUGCGCGUUUUUUGCAUCAAUUGGCGGGUUAGAAUUUGGAUACGAUCAAGGCGUGAUUGCAAAUGUACUCGUGAUGGAGGAUUUCAUGCUUCGAUGGCCAGUGACACCUCUUCAGAAGGGUAUCAUGACUGCUGUCCUUGAGCUUGGUGCUCUUACUGGGGCACUGUCUGCUGGUGUAUAUGCCGACAGAUAUUCUAGAAGCAGUGCCAUAAUCUUUGCUUGUGUGGUCUUUUGCAUUGGGUCGUCAUUUCAAUGUUUCGCACAAUCGCUUAGCCACAUCUUUAUUGGAAGGGCGAUAGGCGGGCUUGGAGUUGGCGCGUUAAGCAUGUUGUCCCCGCUGUAUAUGGCAGAAAUCAGUCCCCCGGAGGUACGAGGGUCACUUAUGGCCCUUGAACAAUUUUCUAUCGUGCUUGGUGUAGUUUUUGGAUUCUGGACUGGUUUUAUGACGAGAGACAUUCCUGGUUCUAUGUCCUGGCGCAUUCCUCUGGGCAUCCAGCUCAUUCCCGGUUUCGUACUUGCGGCGGGAUGUGCUUUCCUUCCGCCUUCACCUCGAUUGCUUGUGAUGCAUGGUAAAUACGAAGAAGCGCGUGCCAGUCUUGCUCGACUACGAUUAAGGGACGCAAGUGACGAUGGUGGUGACAUGCUAGUCCAAUUAGAACUGUUAGAAAUGCGUGUUGAAACAACACUAAUACAGCGGACACUUCAAAGAGAACUGGAACUGGACGAAGGGACUGGGAAUACUCCUGGGAAGACAGGUCUGGCAACAGAGUGGAAAGCAUGGAAGAAGUUAUUUCAAGAGAAGUACAGAGAUAGAACAUGGAUUGGGGUGUUGAUCAUGUUUUUCCAACAAUGGUCUGGAAUCAACGCACUCCUUUAUUAUGGACCUACUCUCGUUCACUCUAUCGGGCUCUCGGGUGACUCUGUUGCUUUGCUCGUAUCAGGAGGAAUUGGGGUGGUGCAACUUCUUGCGGUUCUCCCCGCUAUUGUGUGGAUCGAUCGAGUCGGGAGAAAAGUAUUGCUUCGAGGAGGGAGCAUAGUAAUGACUUUAUCUCAUCUGGGAAUCUCCGUUCUCGUCUUGAUAUUCCAGUCAAACUGGUCUGCCCACCCAUUUGCGGUUUGGGUAGCAGUUGGUGGCAUAUAUAGCUUCACCUUGGCAUACGGGAUCUCUUUUGGUCCUAUUGGGUGGGUGCUUCCUAGCGAGGUUUUUCCUCUCACUAUGAGGAGCAAAGGCGUUGCUCUCAGUACAGCAUCCAACUGGAUUAACAAUUUUUUCAUCGGUCUUCUGACGCCUCUAUUUGUGGAUUUUUCAGCUUCGUUCACAUUCUUCGUUUUUGCUGGAGCGUGUGCUCUUGCUUAUUUUUGGGCAACAUAUUUCGUUCCUGAGACUGCUAAUGUUUCACUGGAAGAAGUGGAUAAAUUAUUCAGAUCGGCUGCCGGGAGAGAAGAGGGAUUGUUGAAAGCUCAGAUUGAAGAAGAACUUGGUCUACGGGACUUAGUCAGAGAGUUGGCAGAAGAAAGUUGA